Eriocheir sinensis (Chinese mitten crab) is the source of this 747-nucleotide messenger RNA. RefSeq names its product cuticle protein 7-like. The transcript has 3 exons. Gene Ontology annotation, cellular component: extracellular matrix. Bases 24 to 488 code for a protein of 154 amino acids. The record is from RefSeq and is a predicted model, not a curated record. NCBI's taxonomy places the organism in Eukaryota, Metazoa, Arthropoda, Malacostraca, Decapoda, Varunidae.
CACCGCCUCCCGCAGCCCUCGACAUGUCUCUCAAGCUCGUCCUCGUGUCCGCCCUCGUGGCCGUCGCCCUCGCCGACCACAGGCCCUACAGGCCGCCCACCCCCCAGCCCACCUACGGCACCCCUCAGCCCACUUACGGCACCCCACGGCCCUCCUACAGCCAGCCCCAGCAAACGGCACGCCCCCAGUACCAGUUUGAGUGGGCCGUCAACGACGCGCCCUCCGGCAACGACUACGGCCACCAGGAGUCCCGCGACGGCUACGACACCCAGGGCUCCUACUACGUGCAGCUGCCCGACGGCCGCCUCCAGCGCGUCGACUACACCGUCAACGGCGACUCCGGCUUCGUGGCGCAGGUCACCUACCAGGGCGAGGCUCAGUACCCCCAGCAGGGAUAUGGCUCCCCAAGACCCUCCUACGGCCCCCCCGCCCCCACCUACGGCACCCCCGCCCCCACCUACGGCCCCCCCACCCCCGCCUACGGGUAAUAACCCUGACGGUGGCAGCGCUGCGUCUUCCCAUCACUGUACAUACGAGACGGAAUCUUCCUGAGGCGGCGGGCGGUGCGGGCAGGGCGCCGUGACCCCCGGCAGGUGUUCGGGGGCCAGGCCGCCAUCGAGAAUCAUGUUGUGAGAGCAGCAGCAGCAGCAGUCGAGCUCGAUGACCUCCGCCGCCCACAGCCGCCGACAGCAUCCACUAACCAUUAUUUAUUGCAUUCAAAGCCACAAUAAUAACUUAUCAUCAACA